AUGAGAAAAUGUCUCCAAAUCACGACGUUGAUUGUCACAACACUCGCCUCCGCGGCAGUCAGUCUAGUCAUGAUGCACUUUUCUUGUUAUGCCACUGUGUGCCCUGAAGAUUACUUCUCGUAUGAGACACGUCUCCAUGUCAUUAUUUAUUAUGGCUUUCUAUCACUUACUCUUUGUCUCUUUGCCCUUCGUUCGUACAGUCCUGCUGUCCGGUCGUUUACUAAUCUUCAGCCGCUAGCUGAGGUUCCUCUCGUGGGCAAUCGGUUUACUCUCGGAGGGACUCUCAUGUGCAUAUGGAUACUGGUCAUGACUAUCGGUCCGACCGUAUACUGGUUCCCAACCCAGUGGGAUUUCUGGGGAGUUCGCAUCGACCGUCUGAACUGGGUAUCCGCCAAGAUGCAGCUCACCAUUACGGGUGUAACUGGACAUUAUGCGGAUGUCCUUCUUGGCCUUCUGAUCAUACCUGUGUCGAGAAAUAGCCUUGUUGGGCAGGCAUUCUUUGUUUAUGCUACAGAUGGUAGCAGCGAAGGAGACCUAGCCAAAGAAGAGGCUUUGGCAACAGGAAAUCCAACAAUGACCUUAUCAAAGAGCAAAAAACGAAGCUCCUGGUUUGUGCAGACCACAUACACUGGAAUCGCCGCCUUCCUGCCGAUCUUAGCUGUUCUCGUCACUUCAUUCCUAUACAUUCGUCGUCAAAAUUACAACUUAUUUUACUAUGUUCAUGUCAUUUGCGGCAUCAUAGUUUUUGUUGCUUCCUGUAUCCAUGCCAGUACCGACUUCUAUCUUCUUCUCCCUGGCUUGUUGUUAUGGAUAGGGGAUUGGUUGAGGAGAGUAUUCAUUGGGGAAACCAAUGGAUUGAGUACAAAGACUGUCGCCGAACUCGAGAAUGCAGGCGGUGGCUGGACCAGAAUUUCGCUUCCUGCGGUCAGCAGGUUCCAAAUUCAUGCUUUCACGGCUGCCGUUUCGGCUUCCGCUAGUCAUGGGCCCAGCUUCCUGCUUCAACGAGUUAGCGGCAAACCUCAAAAGAGGCUGGACAAAGAUUGGACUUGGAAGUUAGGGGCUUUGGUACCCAAUGUCCAAGACAGCCGAGAUCUGGAAGUCCGACUCGAGGGACCUUAUCGCAUCAACGAUGUCGGCUACAUCAAUGCAUCCCACAUAGUGUGCGUUGUUGGCGGGACAGGUGUUACGGAGCUCUAA
Fusarium mangiferae is the source of this 1197-nucleotide messenger RNA. RefSeq lists its product as uncharacterized. The record is from RefSeq and is a predicted model, not a curated record. Lineage: Eukaryota; Fungi; Ascomycota; Sordariomycetes; Hypocreales; Nectriaceae. Gene Ontology annotation, cellular component: plasma membrane. The transcript is spliced from 3 exons. The coding region runs from base 1 to 1197 and encodes 398 amino acids.